Molecule: messenger RNA, 1560 nt
Organism: Sinocyclocheilus anshuiensis
Lineage: Eukaryota; Metazoa; Chordata; Actinopteri; Cypriniformes; Cyprinidae
Product: cell wall protein DAN4-like
Exons: 5
Coding region: 1-1224 (407 amino acids)
Source: RefSeq, a predicted model, not a curated record
AUGCACAAUACCAACAACUUCAACCCCAACAGGUUCUUCCUCUCUGCUUCUCAUAGUACAGCUGUUAGCACAGCUGAAACAUUCACAACACCAACAGGUUCAUCCACAGCCCCAACAUCUAUUACUGGAACAUCCACCAGCAGUGAAGCAAUAACCACAACAGUGGUACAAUCAACAACUUCUACCUUGACUUCAGUCAGUUCCUCUUCACCAGCUGCUGACACAUCCACCACUAGUGCUACAACAGUCAUUCCUUCUACAGUCUCUACAGCGUCUACAGCUUCUACAGUGUCAUCCACAUCUGCUCAGUUUACUGCAUCUACAGUAGCAUCAACAGAGUCUACAACAUCUACAGAGUCUACAGUUUCUACAGCAAUUACAGAGUCUACAGCUUCUACAGAUUCUACAGUGUCUAUAGCUUCUACAGUGUCAUCCACAUUUGCUCAGUCUACAGCGCCUACAGCAUCUACAGAGUCUACAGCCUCUACAAAGUCUACAGCUUCUGCAGCAUCUACAGAGCCUACAGCUUCUACAUUGUCUACAGCUUCUACAGUGUCAUCCACAUCUGCUCAGUCUACAGCCUCUACAGAUUCUAUAGCUUCUACAGCAUCUACAGCUUCUACAGUGUCAUCCACAUCUGCUCAGUCUACAGCAUCUACAUAUUCUAUAGCUUUUACAGCAUCUACAGAGUCUACAGCUUCUACAGCAUCUACAGUCUCUACAACAUCUACAACUUCUACAGCAACUACUGCACAAACAGUACCUGAGGUGCUAACAGAUCUGGAGUUUCGUUCUUUGGACACAUUUAUAGAUGCAUUCAGCAAUAGCAGCACUGUGGAAUUCAAGGACAGGUCUAAGCUUGUCAAAGAUGAGCUUGAGCCCAUCUACAAAAUCAAGUAUGCUAACUUCCUCAGAGUGAUUGUCCUAGGAUUCAGACGAGGGUCAAUCAUCACAUCAACACAUCUAGCUUUCAGCUUAAAUCAAACUAUCCCAACUGUUGAAGAGAUUUCAAACACCCUCUUGACAGCAGUGGGAACCGGAGAUGUCAAUCUAUUGAACAUAAUUCCUCAAUCAAUUUCAGUCAAUGGUUCAGCUUCAGCUACCACUGUCACUCCUGCAGCAACCACAGCAACUAUAGCUUCAGGUGGAUUAAAGAUUGAAUCCAGUCUGCUCCAAGCAACAUGCCUCAUUAUUAUGUCUAAAAUAUUAAGGCUUUUCCUAUAGAUCCCUUAAACAUAUAUCAAACAAAUAUGAGAGUUCAAUAAUAAACGCUAUAACAAAUAAUUAAACAACAAAUGUAUUUAUUAUUAUUACAUGGUAUACUGGUACAACAUUCUUCCCAUUGCAGCACACUCUGAAAUAAUGGUAUAGAGUAAUAUAAAGAUACGUUUGAUGAUGCAUUGUUCCUCAAGAAUAUAAUUGCAGAUAUUUGUUUAACAGCAGGCUGUUCUGGGAGGGAGAAGUGGAUCUUUUUCCUCAUGCAUUUCCAAAUGUAUGUUUUCAAAUGUAAACAUUGUAAUUGCUGUUUAACUGUUUUGAGGUUAAAUACUGGUCAUACUU